AUGCCAAAAUCACCUCGAUGUUUAGCAAUAAUGAAUGUUCAUAAUCGUCGUGAUCGACUAUCGACAUUACUUAAACUAAAAAAAAAUGAAAUAUGUCAAACACAAUUAUCCUGUCUAAUAGAUAUUGAUGAAAUGAUUCGAUGUGAUGAAUUAAUCAGUCCAAUUGUCAUACGAACAAAUAAUCCAACUCAAAUUGAACGUCAAAUUCAAGUAGAUACAAUUAAAGAACGUUUUAGUGGUCUAUUUAAAACUCGUAUUGAAAAAGAUUCAAUAAUAAAUUUAAUAAAUGAUGAAAAAAUUUUACAAGCACUUAUCGAUAGAGAUGGACAACGAUGGUCUGAAUUAAUUGAUCAAUUAAUAAGUGAACAAUCGAAUUUUUCAUUAAGUGAAAUUGCACAACAAUUACUUAAUACUAUUGAACGUUUGUAUACUACUGAAAGAUUAAAUAAUUUAACAACUGGUCAAUUACAACGUAAAAUUCGUUAUGCAAUGUCUCAAUUAAAACAUAUUGAUGAACAUUCAUAUUUACAAAAUAAUUUUAAAACAAUAAAAAAUAAUCGUACAAAUAUAAAUUCAAGAAAACAAACUGAAUGCAAUGGUACAAUGGAUAUGGCAGUAACAGUAAGACAAAUUGAUAAACAUCAUAAUCAUCAAUCAAUAGUAUCAUCUAAUCAUAUUUGGAAACCAUAUGUUGAUCGUUUAUUCGAUCAAGGUCAUUCAGCUGAUGAAAUUAAACGAUUAUUACAUAAAGCAGCAGAAACAACAAUCCAAUGUGAUGAUUAUCGUUUACAAGAUGUUUUUAAUUAUAUAGAUACAAAAUCAAAACAACAAAGAGCAAAAACGGCACCAUCAAAAAUUGGAUUCACUACAGCUUCAACAAAAACGAAACCUGUAACAUCUGAACAAUUCCAAUCAACUAAUUUAUUUCAAUCAAUGAAACCAAACGAAACAAUGGAUAGUAAUAAUAGAAUUAUGAGAUGUUCUUCACCUUCAAUAUCAGUAAGAAAGGUUAUGUCAAAUGACUUCUCAUCUGCUUUUAAUAACAAAGAUCAAAGAUCAACAAUCGAAGGAAUAAAAAAUAAAUCUAUUUCGCCUAGUGUUUCGUUGAACAGGAGUUUAAUUAAAUCACCUAGUAUUGAAUCAGAUAUUAUUCAAAUAGAAUCAACGGAGAAUAAAUUCAUUACUGAUUUGAAUAAGAAUGAAAAAGAACAAAAUUUACCAUUAUAUUCGUCGACUGAUCAAGAACAUAUAAAUAUAAUGGUAAAUUCAAGUCCAACUACUAUGAAUAAACAUCGAUCUAUAACCAAUAUAGAAAAAAUAAUACAAAGAGAAAAAUAUAAUGAUAAGAACUCUGAUAGUGAUGAUAUUAUCAUUAUUACUGAACAAAAACCAUAUCAAAGCCAAGAAAUAAUCGACCCUACAACUUCACAAACUAAUGCAACAUCUAGUUUUCAUAAUCUAAAAACAGAUUCUUCAACUACAAGAAUUAAACCAUCAAAUAAUCUAAUUGAUAUGCCUUUGACAAAACUUGAAGAGCAAUCCAUUCAUGCAUUGCAACGUGUUCAAAAUACUCUUAAUACUAUUGACAAUACUCAUCUUCAUUCACAUUCCUUAAACAUUCCAGUUGAACUAAAUAAAAUGAUUGAUAUUAUCUUCGAAUUAAAUUUACGCAAACCAGAUAAUAUUGAAAUUUUGAUGACUAAAUGUAUCAAACUCUUAAAUAAUGAAAAAUCAACUAUUGUUGUAUCACAACUAGAAGAAGUUUAUUUUCAGAAUUUGAAUGAAGAAAUAUCUAAUACAUUUAAUCUCUUACAAGAAUAUAAAGAACUAACUACGCCAUUUAUAAUAAACAAUGAAGAUUCUUCGUAUAAUCGACAUAUUUCAAACAUGAUUAUGAUUUCAUCGGAUGGUCAAACUUCAUUAAAAUCGAUUAAUGAAAAUAUUGAACAAAUUAUUGAAUCUAAUACAAAUCUUGAUUUAAAACAUCAAGUAAACAUAUUAGAAUAUUCAAAAAUUGCUAGUCCUAUACGAUGUCGUCCUAUACCAUAUACCGUUUCGAAUGAGAUGAGAUCAACAGAAUCUUUAAGACAAGAAUUUAUUUGUUCGACAGAACACAUUUCAUUAACAACCAAAGAAUUAAAUGAACAACUAAUCACGAAUAAAAAUGAUCUGAAUUAUAGAUCGGACAUACCUUUAAAAAUAGAAAGUGAAUUAUAUGAUGAUCAAUCUCAAAAACAAUGGCUUGAUUCUCUACUUUCAAAAAUAUCUGAUAAUAUCAGUAGAACAUCGAAUAUCUCUUCGACUUCUCCAUCUUUAUUAAUUAUUAAUCAAACAAAGAUUGAUGAUAAAGACGAACAAGAAUCUACCAUUAUGAAAUCAGUAGAUGGACAGAUAUCAUCAUUGAAUGAACAUUUGAAAUCAUCUAUAUCUAUUCAUCAACAUACAACAAAUAUGAUUGAAACAACUGAUGACAUACAGAAUAUACAAUAUGUAACGGAUAUAAUCAUAUUUAAAAAAGAAUAUGCUACGUCAAUCAUUAUUCCUAAUCAAAUCUUUUCUAUGAUCGAAGAACAAUUUCAAAUAGUUGAAACAAAAUUAUUACAAAAUAAAGUAGUAAUAUCUUCGAAACAAAUUUUGAAUUCAAAUGAUCAAUUACUCUCAUUAUCGGACGAGAAAAAUAGUGAGCAUAUCAACAAAGAACUUUCAAAAUUAAAUCAUGAUUUCGAUGAUACAUUUCAAAAGUCUCCUUCUAUUAUUACCGUACAUGCAAAUUAUGUCGAUGAAGAAAAACAAUCUAUUACAUCAAUUCUUAAUGAUGAAACAUUAUCUGUAACCGGUCAAUCUUCACCUCCUUCAAAUAUUGAUUUAUUAGAGCAAUUAGAUCAACUUCAAAUACAUGAAGAUAUUGUAUCUUCAAAACAAUUAGUGCCAGCAAAUGUAUCGAAAAGUAAAGAAAAAUUUGAAUCAUCACAAAAAUUAUUCGAUAAUGGACAAGAAGACAUAAGAUUAUCAAAAACUGACAUGAAUUAUGUUCCAGAAAUAAACACAGAAUUAUUGCCAUCGAAUGAUCAAAAAAAAGAAGAAAAAACAAAAUCUAUCGUAUCAUUUCCUUCAGAUAAUAAUGAAGAUGAAAGUUUAAUAAGUAAAUCUCAUACAGACACUAAAAAACCAUCGAAAUCUUCACAUGUUAAUGCACAAGUACUUGAUGAACAUACAUCUAUAAUUGCUUCAACAGUAGUUAAUCACCAGAAUGAAAUUAGUCAAUUUCAGUUACCGAUUUCAACACAAUACUUCAAAUCCAUAUCUAAUGAUACUCCUACAUCAAAUGAAGAGAAACAUUCACCAAUUGAUUCACAUAAUCAAAAUAUUGUAACAGAAACGUCAAUUCAAAAUAGUAAAGAUAAAAAAUUAUCAAAUGAAAAAAUAGAUAAUGCAAUUAUUAAUAAAUUUCACAAGUCUACUAUCCUAUCAAUGGAUCAUUAUAUUACACGACAAUCAAUAAAAUCAGUACUUUCUCCAUCAAAAACUACAAAAAUGGAACAUAUCAAAUACAAAACGAUUGCUACAUCAUUACAACCAACCUCAAUUCCUACAACUAUUAAUAAUAUAUCCAAAGAAGAUGACACGAUGGUUAAUCGUACUAGCAUUCCAUAUUUUGUUACUGAAGAGACAUCUAAAUUGAUGACAUCAUUUACAAAAACAGCAACAAAAGAUGAUAUUAAUAACGAUGAAAAAUCUAUAAGUUCUAUGUCUAGUGGACAUGAUCUUCUGAUUGAUGAUGAUGAUACAACGAAAAAAGAUCUAAGAACUAAGUUAAAUUAUAAUAAUGAUCUGUUACAAAAUAAAUCCAAUUCACCAUUACUCUCUAAUGCAUCUAUACAAGAAUCAAGCUUGUUUGACGAUACUAUUCGUACAUCAUCAUCAUCACCACCAUUAAGUAGUAAAGAAAAUUUAAUUAACAAAAAAGUAGAUGAUCAACAAACAAAGACACAGUUAACAAUUAAUAGAACUAUUUCUCUACCUAAAAUCGUCAGUGAAGAAGGUCAAACAUCGUUACUUUCUAAUAAACAACUAGUAAUGGAUAUGGAUAGUGAAACGAAGAAUCCACUUGAUCAAAUUCGUCCUUCAUCUCAUAGUAAACUUGUCGAUAAUAAUCAAGAUCGAUUAGACGAUCAAAAAUUUACUAAUACUGAAAAAUAUCCUUCGUCAAUGAUCGUUACUUCAGAUACUAAGCGAAUUGAUCGAUCUUCUCCGAUAAAAACAAAGCAACGACCAAUAAGUUCAACAAUUACUUCUGCAUUACCAUCAUCUUUUGCUAAUGUUAAUAUGCGACAGCAAGAUAUAAAACCUUGGAUAUCGUCAUCAGAAAAUAAAAAUGACAAAUCGAUAUUAGACGAUGCAUUAGUUUUGACAUCGAAAGAAAUUCCGUGGCCAAAACCAGUCUCCUCAUCCAAUCUUGUUCAUCAAAAUAAUCGAACGUUUGACUAUCGUCAUGAAAUUGAAAAUGAAAAAUUAUCUUCACAAUCGGAAAAAAGAGUAACAGAUGAUAAUCCUUAUCACUCAAAUUCGAAACAGCAAUCAUCUAUGACUAAUACAUUAAUUCGUGAUAGUAUUCAUUCAUCAUCAAUGCCAAAACUUUUACUAAAACGAUCUUCAAUCAAACAAAAUUCUACUAUUUUACAACCGACAAAACCAAAUGCAACAUCAUCUAUUACAGAUAUUAUUACAUCUUCAAGUAAUAUAGUUGCUACUGAUCAUUUAAGAAGUACACAUUCCAUAACAAGUGAUGAUCACGAAGAAGUUAUAUCACUGAAAAAAACAAAUAAAAAAAAUAAUUCUAAAGAUGAAUUUAUAUCAAAAGUUAAUUCUACUUCUAAACAUAACAUGUUAAGAAAAAAAACACCACAAUCAUCACAAAAUCAAUCAUUGACAUCUUUCAAUCAAAAACAACCAAAUAUCAAAACAUCAAGGAAAAAAUUUACAAAUUAUAGUUUAUUAACAAAUUCAGAAUUAGCAUAUGAUACUGAACAAGGAUCUGAUGUAUGGAUGAACAGUCAUGAAGAUAUUAGUCAAAUUUUAAGUAUUAAUGAACAAGAUGAAAGAAAACCAAAAAUUCAUAAACGACAACAAAAAAAACAAAAUAAAAAUCGAAUAAUCGAUGGUUCGAAAUUUAUGCCUUUUAAUUUAAAAGCACGUGCUGAUCAUCAAGCUUAUACUAUAGAUUCAUCAAGAUUACCAAGUAUUGAGCAAUCAUGUGGUGAACAUUAUCUUAAAAAAUUAUCAAAUUAUCUUUCUCAUCGUCCAAUUAUUCGUCUUCCAGUGACACAAAUAGAAAAAUUUGAAUGUGGAACUAUUGGACCUCAUCUUCAUCCUUCGUCAAUUGCUCGUCAAUUCUUUUUUUUACCAUCAAUUCAUAAUCGUCAUCAUUUAUCAUCUCAAAUUUAUCAAACAAAUGAAUCACUUACAGAUCAAUUUUAUUCUUUUAUGUCAUCAGAAAAUAUUGAUGAUAAACAAGCAUUUGAAUCAAUACUCAAUUGGCAACCACAGCAACAACAUUCAAUAUCAAAGACUGAACAGAGUAAAUUUCAACAUGUAUAUUUGUUAGAUACAUCAACAGGCAAUACAGUUCGUGGUAGACAAUAUCCUAUCUUAACUGAUGAAAUCGAUAUGAUUGAUGAUCCAAAUACAUGCACUAUUGUUAAUAAAUGGGCUUUUGCUGAUUUAGUUAAUACUGAACGAAAAAAAUUUAUUCAAGAAUCAACAGAUAGUAUUACGAAAUCUAAAAAACGAUCAAAGCUAAAUAAUAAUAAUAAUAAUAAUAUUAAAAUAUGUUUACGAAAACGACCAUUAACACAAUUCGAACAAAAUGUAUUCAAAGAAGUUGAUAUUAUAAGUAUUGUUGAUUCACAAACAAUAUUGCUUCAUAUACCAUCAAUAACUGUUGAUAAUCAAGUAUUCAUUAAAAAUCGAAAAUUUAAAUGUGAUCAAACAUUUGAUGAACAUUGUCAAAUAAGUACUAUUUAUCAUUCAACUCUUGCUCCAUUACUUGACCUCGCAAUUGAUGGUAGCAAUUGUUUAUGUUUAAUUGGUGGUGGAAAAUAUUCGGGUAAAAAUUAUCUUCUUCAUUCAUUAAUUGAUUUAUUUGCAUUUGAUUUAAUUCGUCUUUUAUCAUCAUAUGAUAUCUAUAUAAAAUUACUUGGUAUAUGUCAUAAUCGAAUAAUUGAUCUUUUACAAAAUUAUUCACCAAUACGUAUUAUUAAAUCAAUGAAUUGGACAUUAAUACCAAAUGAUGUAUUUCAUUUAAAAAAUAAUGAUGAUAUUGAUUAUAUAGCAUGUCAAAUAAAAAAACGUCGUCGUUUUAUUCAUCAAUUAAUACAAAUUAAUUUUCAUGACAAAGAUCAAUCAAUAAUAAUAGGUUCAUUAAUGAUUGUUGUUUUAGCUUCAUCUCAAUAUGUUUAUACAAGAAAUUUAUGUUCACAUCGAAGAAAAUUUUUAAUUAAUUCAUUAAAUAAAACAAUUUUAUCAUUUAAAAGAGCAUUACUUGGUAUUCGACAAAAUCCAGAUCGUGUUCGAGCAGCAUUUAAUAAUGAUAUUUUAACUCGAUUAAUUCAACCAUAUGUAUUUCAUGAUCAAUCAAAUAUUUGUUAUAUUGGAACGCUUAAUCCAGGUCAUCGACAUCGUAUUGCAACGAAAUCUACAAUUGAAUUUGCUCGAAAUCUUCGUUUCUGUUUAAAACGUAUUAAUAAACAACGUCGAAAACGAGAAAAUUUAUUUCGAAUGAACACAAAUAAUAAUGAUAAUAUAUUUUAA
Molecule: messenger RNA, 6810 nt
Organism: Rotaria sordida
Lineage: Eukaryota; Metazoa; Rotifera; Eurotatoria; Philodinida; Philodinidae
Source: the annotation of a GenBank genome assembly